UGGGCGGGGUUGAGCCAAACUCUAGAUUCUCCCAGUGUCAAAUUAAACAAAUCUCCUUCGUUAGGGCAACUGGAUGCAACGGAGUCUCCGACGAGUUCGCGCCCUGAUCAACAGGGUGCUCCGCGUCCUCUCCCUCGAUUACACCAGUGCGACAUUGCAUCUGCGACUCCAUUCCUCCCGCGAGAAUACACAGUGAAAUUCAAAACGGUGCUUUUCAGUUUUCAUUCCCGCGAGAAGGGAAAAAACGGUGAGAACGUGAUGUAAUUUCAAUUUCACGGCUGAUUGAGUGCGUCGCGCCAGAACAUCCUGACGGAACCGUUUCCAUUGUCGAGAAAAGAAAGGGUAACACAGAUUGAAGCACGGAGUGAUAUUAAAAGCCCCCUGACACUUUGACAACUUGCAAACGACGCGUUUUUCCUUCUUCGAGGAAGUAUUCUCGAUGCAACAAAGCAGUUGUCCUCAGGUUCAUGAUCUCUUCGCGGACGCGAAGGAUCAACCGUGCGAUCUGCGUGCUCGGUGUCAAGAAUACUGGUACAUCUUUCCGAUUGACAAAAUGUUCCCCAUAAAACGUGCGUGGAACGGAUUCGCUAGCCUGGUCCCGGAGGUGCUGUGUGCCGACGUCGCCUGGCCGGCCCUCAACCAAGCGUCCUGGCCAGUCCUGGCGAGACCGCCGAUCAGCUGUAAGAUCGCGCCGCAUCAUGAAAAGCCACCGUACUCCUAUAUCGCUUUGAUCGCGAUGGCGAUCAACUCGUCGCCGAAGCGAAGGCUGACGCUUGCCGGCAUCUACAAGUUCAUCAUGGACAGGUUCCCCUACUACAGGGAGAACCGGCAGGGCUGGCAGAACAGCAUACGGCAUAACCUCAGCCUGAAUGACUGCUUCGUGAAGGUACCGCGGGACCGGACGUGCACGGACGACGGCGAGGGUCAUACAGCCGGAAAGGGAAGUUACUGGACCUUGGACCCGUCCGCCAGCGAAAUGUUCGAGCACGGCAAUUACAGGCGCAGGAGAACGAGACGACAGAGGGUACUCGCUCAUGAUGGAAGACCGGAAGGAUUAUCGAUAUCAACCGAAUUCUUAUCCAAUUCGACGAAACUUCAAGAAGAUCAGCAAGAAAUUACUGAAACAAACGAAAAAAACGUCAUGACGAAGGAUACCGAAAUCGAACGUAUAGAUUCUCCAGGACGUAUCACCAAAAUGACGAUGUUCAGCAUCGACAACAUCCUACGGAAAUCCACGCGAGAGUCGCAAUUAUAGUUUUAUAUACUUACUAUCGAAAUAGUUUAUGUAAUAUAACGUCAAUGGAACAUCUUAACAUCGAGCAGCAAUGUUAAAUAAGAAGAUUCAUUUUGGAACCGGAAAUCACAUUUUCCGUUCUUAUGUUAUAAAUAUGUGCAUUCACGAAUUAUAACUAGUUCUAUUUAUUGUAAAAUGUUUUUUUUUUAUUUUAGCAUAAAGAAUAUGCAAUAUUAUAAUCGAAAG
Molecule: messenger RNA, 1480 nt
Organism: Trachymyrmex septentrionalis
Lineage: Eukaryota; Metazoa; Arthropoda; Insecta; Hymenoptera; Formicidae
Product: forkhead box protein C2-like
Exons: 2
Coding region: 440-1255 (271 amino acids)
Biological process (GO): anatomical structure morphogenesis; regulation of transcription by RNA polymerase II; cell differentiation
Molecular function (GO): RNA polymerase II cis-regulatory region sequence-specific DNA binding; DNA-binding transcription factor activity, RNA polymerase II-specific
Source: RefSeq, a predicted model, not a curated record